GCGAGGGCGCGCUGGGCUCGCGAAGUCGCGAGAUUCGUGAGAGGGGGGGCCGCCCGCUGGCUCUGGUGUCUACGUCGAGGAGAAGUACAGGCGAGCGGCCGAGGAGUUCAAAUGUUGUGUCGCGUGCACCGCCUGCGCCUGGCCAGCGAGGAAGCGGACAGAUCCAUUUCGCGCCAACCGGCCGCGCGUCGAGCUUAGCCGCGACGGGCCCGCCAGUCGUGCGUGCGCGCCGAUGUGACGGUCCAACGGCGAAAUCUGUUACGUUCCGGGCGGCGCGGGACGCCGAGGAGAUACAUAUGAAGCUGCCUGGCUGGACGCUGGUAGAGAGGCUCGCUAACGAGACGGCAUGCUUGUAAGAGUCGCCGCGCACCGUCACGUGGGAUGAAUGAGGAAGAAUUGUUGAAACGGUCUGCCGCAGAGCGCGAUAGGAUUUUCAGUUGCUAUGAUCGCGGACGGGAGGGCGCCGAGAUUGAUCCCUGGGAGGAUCCCGCCUACGAAGUUUAUCACGCUACAGAUAGAUAUGGAUUCAUACACGAUAAGAGAUUACCACAGAAGCCGGAUACGUACGAGGUCAAGUUGCAGCACGUGGAGAUGGAGAGACUGAAGAAAUGGGAGAAGAUGACGAAGCAGUGGGACGGUGCCUCGACCAAGGAGAAGCUGCGCCGUAGAAUAUACAAAGGGAUCCCUGACAGAUUUCGCGGUCAAGUAUGGACCCUGCUUCUGGGGAUAAAGAACCUGAAGAGGGAGCAGGCGGGCAAGUACGAGGAGAUGCUGCAGCUGGCUCGCCAGUGGUCCACGGAGAUACGGCAGAUCGACGCCGACGUCGCCAGACAAUACAGAGAUCAUAUUAACUAUAGAGAGAGAUAUAGCAUAAAACAAAAGUCCAUGUUUUACGUACUGGCCGCCUACAGUAUGUACAACAUGGAGGUAGGAUAUUGCCAAGGAAUGUCUGUGCUAGCCGGUCUGCUGUUGCUUUACAUGAACGAGGAAGACGCUUUCUGGGGCCUUUCUGUGUUGCUUGCCGAUCAAAAAUACAGCAUGCACGGCUUCUACGUCGAUGGAUUUCCAAAAUUAAACCGCUUCAUAGAGCACCAUGACAAGAUAAUGAACAAAUUUUUGCCCAAGCUGAAGCGGAAGAUGGACAAAUGCGGCUGCGAUUCCAUACUCUAUGCGUUGAAGUGGUUCUUCGUUGUCUUUCAGGAGAGAACUCCCGUCAGUCUCGGUCUUCGUAUUUGGGACAUAUUUCUGUUGGACGGCGACCGUAUCUUACCGGCAAUGGCGUACACCGUGAUGAAGUUGCAUAAGCGCUACCUGCUACCGAUGGAGAGUCUCGAUGAAUUCUGUAACUACCUGCAGAUUAAGCUGGAGAAGGAUUUUUCCUUCGACGACGACGCCGUGAUAAAUUCGAUGGAGCGCAAUAUGGAAGAGUUAAAGCGUGCCAAAUUAGAUUACCCGGGUGCCCCGUUGCCGCACGAACUGCCCCGUUACCCGUUUGGCACUUUCCAGGAACCCACUUUUACCAGCAAGGUUGGAAGGCGAAACGAAGAGUUUAGCGAAGCUCAGCAUGUAAUGCGAGAGUCCGUGGCGCAGCGCAGGGACAUGGCGCUGAUUGACGACGGCAGGGAGAGUACGACCCCCGUCGAGCCGACCAGUGGCCUUGGCGGCAGCAAAUUCUCCUUCGAUCCGAGCAUCGACGAGGGCGCGUCCCCCAACGGCUCUCGUCGGUCGUUAGCCGAGACGUCGGUGACGUCCACAGCUGAUUUGUCGGUGUUCAGCUCGGCGACACGUUCCCAGGCCCUAGACAACAGCCUGGACACCCAGAGCAAUAUCUCGAACGCGAGCUCGGGCAGCGGCGGCCUACCGACGCCGCGGGCUACACCGCACCAGCCCAGCCCGGAUGUGGUGCGAAUCUACGUGCCGUACACGUCGCCCACGUACACGUCGUCGGCGGUGGCCUCCUACAAGGACGACCUGCCGCGCACACUGCCCCGCUCCCUGGAUACCAACAAGAUCCGCAUUCGCGUCGACCCGGAUCAGACGCCCAUUGUCGAAAACCUCAAGCCGUUCACGCUGGAGAGCCCGGAGGUCGAGCUGGAUUUGAAGUGAACCGGUCGAGCUACACGCGAGCGUGAAGUCGUAAAUGGCCGACGUACGUACGGUAGUUUUGGCGUCCUGGAAGUCGCGCGUUCCUGGCCAAGAGAAUGGCAAUACCAUGACGUUAAAGGCAUCCGCUCAAAAGACCUCUUUUGUUUUUCUUUUAAGUGGUUGAUCGGUUAUUGGAUAUUAGAACCGCCGAAUGCAAUUAGUACACUUUAAUUCUUGGCGGUACAUUCAACAUAUUUUCUGUUGCCCCUCUUGGAAAGCAAAAUAGCUAGUUCAAGUUUCUGUCGAGUGUAUAUGUCAAAGAUUUGUUAUUAGAGACAAAACAUCCGCACGAGUCUUGAGAUAUUCUCAAGAAAAAAAUGCGCGACUUCUGGUAUACCCUGUAUAUCCUGCAACAUCUUGCGCGUAUGCAACAGAAGGCACGACAAAUACGACAGCUAUUGUUUAAAUCUCAAGAGAUCUCUUUAUAGAAAGCGUCAAUUGAUGAAUUAAGAAUUUAGAAAUGAGAGAAAAAUUAACGCGAUGUACCCCGUCUCUAGAACGUAAUCUUAAACACUUAUCAACUACGAUAUAAUCUUUGAUAUUCGUUAAUUCUUAUAAAUUGCAUUUCGAUUUAAAACUGUUGUAAAGUUGUAAGAUUCAAUUGUCUCUCGAUUUUAGAGAGCACCUAUAAGAAAAGAUCGACAAUUACAUUCCACAACUUACGAAGGUUCAAAGAAAUUGGAGGUAUAAAUGUUUCAAUAAAAAAAAAAAAAUGUUAAGCGGGACUUGUAAUGCUUCAAUUUACGAAGAUUGAAAUGAACGAAAUAUUGUCGCUGCACUUUGGCCUAAUUUACGUUUCAUGAAUGCGUUGCACGUUUUAUAUAGUAUUUUUCCAUAGACACAGUAGGAAUAAACGGGGCAACGCAUCCUUGAGCUGAUGCCGACGAAUAAUGAGAGUGCGACAGAACAGGAAGUAUAAUCUUUAUGUCUUCGUACAGUAUCACAAUUUUAAGGCUCCCUGUUGCAGUUAUUCUUAAUGACAAAGCGAGACAAAAGCGAUAAAUGACAUUGAGAAUUCUCACAUCUUGAAAUGAAAGGAUAUUUUGAUAAAUAAACUUGAGAUCAAUAUUAUCAUCUAUGAUCGAAGAUGCACAGCUUGCCCGAUCUUGUCGAAUUGGCACGAAGACAAGCGGAGCGUUCAUAUACUUUUUGUUAUAUCGUACUGUCCACAGUUCGUUGGCGUAAUGUUUUUAUAGGAAGAGAUAGACGAUACUUCGUUUCUUCCUAUUAUGUCCGUGGUUCUCUCUUGUAUUUAUCACGCAGUCUUAUUUACAGUUAUUUCGUUUUGGUUCCUACGAGGAAAAAAGAACUCUGCUACACAGUAUAUUGAAUCGUUAUUAAGAAUUAAGGGUAGAAAAUCCCGCUGUAUAUAAUAAUAAGGCAAAGAUGUACCUAGAGGCAAAUUCAUUUUUUUACAUAACUACUGUAAAGAAUUGAGUUCCGUUAGAUAUACAUAUAUAAUCGAUAAUAUAAAUCUCGUUAAGCUCUAAUAUAACCGAAUUUUGUAACGUAGCUAUAAUAAGAAAAUAGAUUUGUCUCUGGAUGUGAUGCGUUUCGCUACUAAAACUUCUGGUCAGGAUUACGCCGUGAUUUCGUUUUGUUCUUUAAAUUUAAUAGAGUAUAAACUUGCCGAUGACUAUUUAUCUGCCGGGCAGCCGUAAGCUGGUAAACGAAUUUAUUAACGCACUUCCCGAUGGUGUACGAUGUACCGCUUAUUUAUGCGCUCACGAGCCAAUUGUAUCUGCCUGGUCCUCGAGAGGAAAAACUACUCAUACUAUUAAGUAUUAUACUGCCUUGGUAUUGUCUCUUUAAGUUUUAAGUUGUUUGUUUUCUCUCUCUUUCUCGCAUCUUCUCAUAGUUUCUUUUCUCGCAAUUCGUAUGUUGUAAGAAAGAUACUUUUGUACAUACGCAUAAUAUAUAUUUAAAGAACGAAAUGAAAGGAAGGAAGAAGACUUUAUGUCACAAGACGAAUGAAACUCCUCGGAUGUAGUCGAGUUCGAGCUCUUCGUCGUAGAAUGUGAAUACUGAACAGUUUGUGCUGCACCGAAAGUAUUUGUAUUAUUUGUUUGCGAAGCAUCGCGUUUUGGAUGUGCGCACCCUUUGCUUUCGACUUCGCCGAACAUUCCCGAAAACGCGCGCCGUAUUCCUCGAUGUACAUAGCCUCGCGGAUAGAGAGCCUAAAAGAGAAAGUUGUUCCCCAUGCGUAACUCGGACUCGGCAAACAAUCGAUUGUUAUACCUAAUAAUGAUAGCGUAAGAGAAGCGAUGUUGGUUAAAUAAAUAUUAAAUGUUGAUCGUCCGGAUCUUUAUCGUGUUACGCAACAACAGGUUGAUAGAAUUAAAAUGAUCUAUCAUAAGUUCCUCUCCGAUUAUUUCUGACGCGAUUCGGAACAGUUGUAACAACGAUGGCCUUACAUUUCCGAUUAGUUCGGCGAGAAAAUGAUUUCUCUCGAUUGCGCGACAGCGAAACAUUGCUACGCAAAUUAAUUCAGAUACAGAUUCCGCUUAUUGUGCUUCUCAAGUUGGAUCGUCUCGUAGAGACUAGCUUUCGUUGACGGUGUAAAGUAUAACGAUGGAAUACCUUGCUAUGACACAAUGUUGUUAAUAAAGAACUAGCGAGAGAAUUGUUAAACAGAAUAGAUAUAGCGCUGAUCGGUGUUGCAACGCGUUCACGUAACUUGCUUGAGAAAAUCAAACUCGACAUAGCCAACCGAGUCACUAAAGAGGGAGACGUAUUAAGUAAGAGACUUUACAAAGGCGCACGGGAAUUGUUAUACACUGAUCGACCGGUGAUUGUGGCCGACAAUGCUGAUAAUGCUUAGCGCGUAGUUACAAAUCUCGAACAACGCGCGUUUCUCAUUAAUUACCUACAUCUUAUCCGGUAGAAUUGUAUAGAUAAAUUUGAUAACUGGUGUUACACAGUACGAAAAAUACUCUAUCGACGAGACACGCGGUGGUCCCUGUCAUGUGCAACGAUUUUUGUUUCGCGUUAUCCAAGCAUAAUUUAGUUCUUAAGAGGCGAUUGUCCGUGGAAACGACGAUCAGCCGUCACUGCAUUUAUCCGAUCGUGAGAGCGAGAACGCAAUUACUUUAUUAUUAGAUCACGAAUGCGAACUUUACUCGAGUUUAGGAGUAAUUUCGAGCGUCCCCGGCUUCAAUAGAUUUAAUUAGAAAUUUAAGCGCGUAAAUGAAUUACGAUUAUAAAUACAGCAUGUCCAGAAGCUAUUCUCCGCCUCUCAACAGAACUUUUCCUUUAGCAAAUUGCUCCGAAUUGUUCUCGGUGAAAAUGUAACGGGGAAAGCUAAUUUCAAUUGCAUUUCACGGCUGUGUAAAAAAUUCGCGUAAUUUUCGGCGUCAGCUGGGACAAUUUCACUAAAUUUCGUACGGUCUCCCGUCGUCGAGAGGCGACGCGGCACGAUCGCGACGUUGCGAGACGCGCUGUAUAUAUUCUCUGUUCAUUAUUCACAUUCGACUGGCUACUUUUGUACAGGCGCAAUAUAGUCCGUACGUAAUGCCUGAGGAAGAACAAGUGUGUACAAACACUAUCGAGACCAUUAGCGCGAGUGGAUAUUUUUUUUAUACGUGUUAAUGGCGGGAGAUGUAGCUUAGGCUCUCGCGCGUUAUUUUUCUCCUUAUAGGAUAGCGUAUACAUAUUAUAUAUAGGAUGAUGUUUAUAAUCCGACGAAUGCAAUACUCAUCGAAAUCUUACCAAUUACCGACGAGGGGGGAGGGGGGGGCUGCACUAAGUCGAUUAAUUGUCGAAACAAUAAAGUCUAAUUGUCAACAUAGCAAAUAUACAUCUCGCUUCUUCCAGCAUCACUUCUUUUAUUGCGCAACUGGUGUUCUGUUCCAAUUUGUUUAUCUUUAUUUACAAGCACUUUUGCAUACCUGAUCUGAAGGUGCAGGAUCGAUCGAGAUGAUAUGUCGUACCUUCUCAAACAAGUGUAUUGAAUUCAUCACGAGAUGACUAAUAAAUGACGCCUAUCAAUCUCGAACAUCGAGGAAUGAUUUAUCCAAUGAUUGUCGAGUUCCUCGUUGGGAAAUAUCGCAUUUAAUUGCAAUUAAUUGUAACUGCGUUUUAUUACAAUUAACCGAACCAUCUCGAUGGAUUUCUGAAUUGGUAUGUCUUCCGUUUUCGUUAUUUUUAAUAUAACAGCUCGAUCUUCUAAGAAAUGUUUAAUGCGCGGAACUCUUGCUUGAUUCUAGAGAAAUUCGUUGCAGCCAAACUUUCUUUUUCCUUUUCCUUUGUAUAUAGCUACAUGUGUACACUGUAUAAAUAAAACGUCAAAUGGGCAUGACUGUCGGUCGACACUCAUUUGGUUUAUAAC
This is a messenger RNA of Vollenhovia emeryi, 6472 nucleotides long. It is a transcript of the gene RN-tre, whose product is annotated as USP6 N-terminal-like protein. Bases 382 to 2106 code for a protein of 574 amino acids. The transcript has 8 exons. Lineage: Eukaryota; Metazoa; Arthropoda; Insecta; Hymenoptera; Formicidae. The record is from RefSeq and is a predicted model, not a curated record.